ACAGAAAAGUCGAACCGCCCGAUUCCCUUAAACCCACCCAGAUAAAUAGGUCCGACCUCUGAUCCCGAACGGCCGUUGCCGUCCCUUUUCAACCCCGACGCGGCGAGUUGGCCAGCCACGCACCGCCGCCAAAUCCUCCUCUGCAAUUCAGUUGAAGGAAAGCCCUAACCACCUUCAUACCCGCCGCCGGAGGGAGAGAGUACCCCCCGAGCCCGACAACAUGGUGCUCGCGCAGCUCGGCGGGAGCAUCACCCGCGCGCUGGCGAAGAUGAGCAACGACACGGUGAUCGACGAGAAGGUCUUCGGCGACUGCCUCAACGACAUCACCCGCGCGCUCCUGCAGGCCGACGUCCAGUUCAAGAUGGUCUGCGACCUGCAGUCCAACAUCAAGCGCGUCGUCAACCUCGAGGCGCUGGCCGCCGGCACCAACAAGCGCGGCAUCAUCAAGCAGGCCGUCUUCAGUGAGCUGUGCAACAUGUUGGAUCCCGGGAAGCCUUCCUUCUCUCCCAAGAAAGGGAACCCGUGCGUGGUUAUGUUCGUUGGCUUGCAAGGUUCUGGUAAAACUACCACGUGUACGAAAUAUGCAUAUUAUCAUCAGCGGAAAGGAUUUAAACCGGCACUGGUUUGUGCUGAUACAUUCAGGGCUGGUGCUUUUGACCAGUUGAAACAGAAUGCAACAAAGGCCAAGAUUCCUUUUUACGGAAGCUACUUGGAGUCGGAUCCAGUGAAAAUUGCUGUUGAGGGUGUUGAGAGGUUCGAGAAAGAAAACUACGAUCUCAUCAUUUUAGAUACAAGUGGAAGGCACAAACAAGAAGCGGCACUCUUUGAAGAAAUGCGCCAAAUUUCAGAAGCAACGCAACCAGACCUGGUAAUAUUUGUGAUGGACAGUAGUAUCGGGCAGGCUGCAUUUGAUCAGGCCCAAGCAUUCAAACAAAGUGUUUCUGUUGGUGCUGUAAUUGUUACGAAAAUGGAUGGUCAUGCAAAAGGAGGUGGCGCACUUAGCUCGGUCGCAGCAACCAAAAGUCCGGUGAUAUUUACUGGAACUGGAGAGCACAUUGAUGAGUUUGAAGUUUUUGAUGUGAAACCAUUUGUUAGUCGUUUGCUAGGCAUGGGAGACUGGUCGGGCUUUAUGAACAAGAUACAUGAAGUUGUACCUGCUGAUCAACAGCCUGAGUUUCUGCAGAAACUGAAUCAAAAAAUCUUUACUCUGAGACUCAUGUAUGAGCAGUUCCAGAACAUUCGUAACAUGGGUCCUAUUAGUCAGGUCUUGUCUAUGUUGCGGGGAUUUCGUGCUGAAUUGAUGCCCCAAGGACAUGAGCAGGAAAGUCAGGCUAAGAUAAAGCGGUAUAUGACAAUUAUGGAUUCCAUGACAGAUGCAGAGCUUGACAGCCCAAAUCUGAAGUUCAUGAAUGAAUCACGAAUUAUUCGGAUUGCUCGGGGAUCUGGCCGGCCUGUCAGGGAUGUCUUGGACAUGCUGGAAGAGUACAAACGGCUUGCUAAGAUCUGUAUCAGUAUGAGCAACAUCAAGCCGCAUAAGAAAGGAGAUAAGAGACCAGUGGUCCGCAACAAUAAUAUUCAGCAAAUAAUCAAUGCCCUCCCACCGCAGGUGCUGAAGCAGAUUGGCGGCGUGGGUGGUUUGCAGUCUCUGGUGAAACAGCUCGACUCAAAAGAUAUGAGUGGGUUGUUUGGGGGUAUGCCAGGUUGCAAUUGGCAAUCUUGAAGGAUCUUGCUUUAGGUGGAUCGUCGACCUGGAUGCUAAACCCAAAGUUUUGAAGCUGGCAUUCGCUCCGCGGUUCAACUUGUCGUCUGAGUUUUACUAGAGGAUACACGUGCGCCAUAUUGUAGAUUGGCUUGUGCAGAGGAUAUAGUGUAUAGCUGCUCAUCGUUCGUAAUGGCAAACCGAGAGAUGGUAAAUUUUCCGAUCAGAAUUAGGAUGCAUUUGUGCCUGUUUCCUACUCUGUUUUCUUUUUUGACAUGUUCGUACUCUGUUCUCCAUUCUUGGAUAAUGGAUACCACGUCGUAAAGAUCAAA
Molecule: messenger RNA, 2031 nt
Organism: Brachypodium distachyon (stiff brome)
Lineage: Eukaryota; Viridiplantae; Streptophyta; Magnoliopsida; Poales; Poaceae
Product: signal recognition particle 54 kDa protein 2
Exons: 9
Coding region: 221-1720 (499 amino acids)
Biological process (GO): SRP-dependent cotranslational protein targeting to membrane, translocation; SRP-dependent cotranslational protein targeting to membrane
Cellular component (GO): signal recognition particle, endoplasmic reticulum targeting; cytosol
Molecular function (GO): 7S RNA binding; endoplasmic reticulum signal sequence receptor activity; GTPase activity
Source: RefSeq, a predicted model, not a curated record